Messenger RNA from Paramecium octaurelia, 2222 nucleotides. Lineage: Eukaryota; Ciliophora; Oligohymenophorea; Peniculida; Parameciidae. The record is from the annotation of a GenBank genome assembly.
AUGAAAGUUGAUUUGAAGGAAUCAUGUUUUGAGAAUAUUAAGAUAAGAAAUACUUCCUUAAUAGGAGCAAAUUUAGUAAGAUGUGACUUAAGCGGAUCUGAAUUUGAAAAUGUCAUUAUUAGUGGAGUGAAUUUGAAUUAAGCCAAAUUAUUCAAUUGUAAAUGGAGGAAUUUAGGGAUAAAUGAGGGAAUUGAGAUGAAUGGUCAUGCUGAUAUUGUCAAUUAAGUUUGCUUUUCUCCAGAUGAGAAGUCAUUAGCUUCUUGUAGUGAUGAUAAUUAUGUUAUUUUGUGGGAUGUUAAGACAGAAAAAAGAAAAUAUGUUUUAUAAGGAAAGAGGUAGGUAAAAUCAGUAUGUUUCUCUUCAAAUGGUACUGCGUUAGCUUCAUGUAGUGGCACAUUUGUGUAUGUAUGGAAUCUUAGGACAGGAAAAUAAAUUCUUAAACUAGAUGGUAGUUCAAAAGCAAUGAUAUCAAUCUGUUACUCUUCUGAUGGAACAACAUUAGCAUCUUGUAGUAGCGAUAGAUCAAUUCUUUUCUGGGAUGUUAAAACAGGAUAAUAAAAAAUAGUAUUAGAUAGUCAUUCGGAUGAUGUUAGAUCAGUCUGUUUUUCUCCAGAUGGCACUACAUUAGCAUAUGGUAGUGGAGAUCACUCCAUCCGUUUAUGGGAUGUUAAGACAGGAUAAUAAAAAGCCUAAUUAGAUAGUAAUUUUGGAGAAGUCAUGUCAAUCAUUUUCUCUCCUGAUGGUACUAUAUUAGCAUCUGGUAAUACUGAGGACUUCAUCUGUUUAUGGGAUGUAAAUACAGGAUAAUAAAAAGCCUAACUAGAUGGGCAUUCAGGAACUGUGUGGUCAAUCAAUUUCUCUCCUGAUGGUACUAUAUUAGCAUCUAGUAGUGAUGAUAAAUCUAUCCGUUUAUGGGAUGUUAAGACAGGAUAAUAAAAAGCCAAAUUGGAUGGUCAUUCAGGUUAUGUUUACUCAAUCUGUUUUUCUCCUAUUGGUACUAUACUGGCAUCUGGUAGCGACGAUGGCUCUAUCCGUUUAUGGGAUGUUAAGAUAGGAUAAUAAAAAGCCGAAUUAGAAGGUCAUUAUAGUUGCAUUAAUUCAAUUUGUUUCUCUCCUGAUGGUACUACAUUAGCAUCUGGUAGUAAUGAUAAAUCUACCCGCUUAUGGGAUGUUAAGACAGGAUAAUAAAAAGCCGAAUUAGAUGGUCAUUAAAGUUGUAUUAAUUCAAUUUGUUUCUCUCCUGAUGGUACUACAUUAGCAUCUGGUAGUAAUGAUAAAUCUACCCGCUUAUGGGAUGUUAAGACAGGAUAAUAAAUAGCUAAAUUAGAGGGUUAUUCAGGUUAUGUUUAUACAGUCAGUUUCUCUCCUGACGGUACUACCUUAGCGUCUGGUAUUAAUAAGUCUAUCCAUUUAUGGGAUGUUAAGUCAGGAUAAUAAAAAGCUAUUUUAGAUGGUCAUUCGGAUGAUGUUAGAACAGUUUGUUUCUCUCCUUAAGGUACUUCAUUAGCAUCUGGGAGUUAAGAUGACUAUAUCCUUUUAUGGGAUGUCAAGACAGGCUAAUAAAUGUUCGAAUUAGAUGGUCAUUCAUAUUGGGUUCUAUCAGUCUGUUUCUCUCCUGAUGGUACUAUAUUGGCAUCUAGUAGUUAUGAUGACUCCAUCUGCUUAUGGGAUGUUAAGACAGGAUAAUAAAAAGCCCAAUUAGAUGGUCAUAAGAGUUGUGUUAAUUCAAUCUGUUUCUCUCCUGAUGGUUCUACAUUAGCAUCUGGUAGCUCAGAUAAGUCUAUCCGUUUAUGGGAUGUUAAGACAGGAUAAUAAGCAGCCAAAUUUGAUGGUCAUUCAGGUUGUGUUAAUUCAGUCUGUUUCUCUCCUGAUGGUACUACAUUAGCAUCUGGUAGUGGAGAUAACUCUAUUCGUUUCUGGGAUGUUUCAACAGCAUAAAAAAUAUUAUUUUCAGAUAAUUGUUAAAAAGAUACUCAAGCAUAAUUUUAAUCUUCAACAAUUAUUAAUAAUGGUCUUCCAUAAAGUGGUAUUUAAUCCGUAUAUCUUUAGCAACCUCUAUUAUUACGGUUUUAAGAAUUUCUUAAAAUCCAAAUUUUGAUGCAUAAGGAGCUUUAAUCUUGAAUGGAGAAUUUGUAAAUCAUUAAAGCUUGAAUCUAAAAUCAUUUUUCAAAUUUAAAGGAAGUUUGAUUUUAGAAAACUAUACAGAAUUAAAAUAAGAGUGA